Molecule: messenger RNA, 1141 nt
Organism: Medioppia subpectinata
Lineage: Eukaryota; Metazoa; Arthropoda; Arachnida; Sarcoptiformes; Oppiidae
Source: the annotation of a GenBank genome assembly
AACAAAUUGCAAACAAAAUAAACAAAUAAUUGCUUUAAAAAACUCAUUGAAAAAAAUGUUUUAAUUAAUUAAUUUGUUAAUCAGUUUUGUGUCGACCAAAACAAAUACGAUUAUAAUUAGUGUAAUAAUUAACCAUAAAUUAUAAGCAAUUAAAUAAUUAGUGAACUAUUUGUGGCACCAAUAAAAUGGACAAACAUUUAGGCAAUGGUUUGACUGAAAACAACAUUUUAGACAAUUUUACAAAUGUUUUCACUGAAUACCAAAUGAUGAGAGAAUUUGUUUUGUACCGCAACCAAAACAUGUGUCACAUAUAUGUGGUUCCGUCCCAUUCCUCCACAUUUGUAUGGUUUGGAGUGAUGUUUGUCCACAAAGGCCUAUACCGUGGGAUUGUAUUGCGAUUUCAUGUCCUCAUCCCUAACGCCUUCCCGACCACCGAAAUACCGAAGAUAGUGUUUGACGCGAUUCCUUUCCAUCCGCUGAUCAAUCCAUUGAGUGGUGAACUGAACACAAGUCUGGCGUUCACUGAAUGGAAGUCUUCGGUGAACAACGUUUGGGAAGUGAUUGAUUACGCGAAUCGAGUGUUCAAUUGUUUUGAUUUAACCGAUUGUCUGCCAAACGAGUCAUUACUAUCGUGUGAUAUGUUUAACACACAAGCAGUGGAUUUGUACAGAGAAAACAUGGAUGGCUUUCGGCUCAAAGUGACACAAACUAUACGACAAUGCAAUCAAAAGAUUAAUGAAUACAAUACCGACGACUCGAAUGCCAUUAUUUUCGGUCCAUUUGAUGCCGACAUUCAUCAGGAAUUGCAGCGCAAACUCUUGUCCGGCGUUAAUGUUCACGAAGAGAGCCAAUUGGCUGAUCCGACCCACCCGUCCGUUACCGGUCUGUCUUGGGUUCAAAGCGGAUCCACACAAAUGUUUUCCAAAUCUGGCGCUUAAAUGGCAUCCGAUUUGGAAUCCAUUGAAAACAAUGAGAUUUACAAUUAUUUAUGUUUUAAAUGAAACUAUUAUUACAGAAAAAUGUUUAUAAUUUAUGUUUUUAUGCAAAGUAUUUAUUGAUAAAACAUUUAUACAAAUUAAAUAUUGAAAAUUUACAUUUUAAUGGAUUAACUAUUGAUGCAAUAAAGUAUUGAAUUUAUUAA